AUGAACAGCCACGCGGGGAGGAAAGGCAAACGAGUCAAGGAACGAACAACUCACACGACUUCCCAUGCAGGCCCAACCUCCCCCUCCCAGUCCAUUCACUCCCCCCCUACGACAUCAUCCAACCUUCCUAAAAUCAAGCUGAAUGUGCGCACCUACUCGCGUGCAUCGUCCGCUGCCUCGUCGUCCCGUGCCCGCAGCUCCGCCAGCCAGCAGCGCCGGCCUGCGGCGUACGAUGACGACUCGGACUCGUCUUCGUCCUCCGACCUGACGCCGCCUGAUGAUGACGAUGAGAACGAUGACAACGACGUCGACGAUGACGACUUUGCCGUCGCUCGAACAAAAACGAGAAAGCGCGAAAGCCUCGGAGCCAUUCACACCUCGGUCAAGGACAAAGGAAAGGGCAAGGCACUGCAGACUUCCCCCGAGAAGCGGUUAGACCACCGAGCCUCUUCCUCCAACCCGAGACCAACGACCACCGGCCCGAGAGGACGCGACCGCAAGCGUGAGAUCAAGCUUGGCGAGGUUGCGCGAAGGCGCGCCCGUGACGACAAGUUUGGUUUCGGCGGCGACCGCUUUGACGAUGCGACCCCGACGCAAUCGGCCUUCGCCAAGUCCUCCUACGUGGACUCGGACUCAACCUCGUCAUAUGGAGACGACGAGUCUGAGCGCGAGGGGACCGGAUCCCUCAAUGUCUACGACGAGGACGAGACUGAGGACGAGUUCAUGGAGGGAUUACCAGAGGCUUUUGCCGGCCAGGAGAUUGAGGACCUGCAAUAUGGCGCGGGACCAAUCGAUUCUGGUGACGAGGACGCCGAUCCACAAGAGCUGUGGUGGCAGGAGUCGGAGGAAGACGACGAAGACUUUAUCGCCAACCUCACCGGCUCCGACAUUGACCAGCUCCAGUCUCAGUCCUCGGUUCACGCCUCAGAGUCUGACGUCCCAAUGUCUGACUCGGAGUCGACGACCGACACUGACGAUGCCAUGGACGAGUUCGGCUUUCCCCUCACCUUUGGCAUGGACGACCCCCAGCCCGCCGAGGACCAGCCCCUUAUUCUUAUGGAGAACUGGGACGGACAGUUCGUUCUCGUCCAGCCCAAGAACGAGCGCUCCAGGUCAAGACGUCACGGAGGAUCCCGCGGCGCUGGUUCCACCACAGACAGCGUCGCUGCCUCCCUCUCUGCCGGCGAGCAGCAGCUCGAGCUCGUCAUUGACGCCGAUGCCGAGAACGAGACGGACACAGACUCGGACUGGUGCGACUUUGACGGCGAGGACGACGGAGGCGACACGACCGACUCGAUGGCCGAGGAGGACAUGCCCAUGCUCGACGGCUCUGGGUUCGACGAGCUCAUCGCGACCCAGCAGUUCGCCGCUAACAACAACUAUGGGGCGAUACCUCCGAUCCCCCUUCCUCCCCUCGCGCCUGUCGAUGAGAACGGUGCCCCAAUGAUCAUUGUCACGGACACUGCGUUCGACGCUGCCGCCCCUGCGCUGCCGCUCACCCCUGUCACCGCCGCGCCUGCCCCUGUCACGCCUGCGCCCGUCGUCGACGUUUCCGCUCCGGCUUCACCCACUGCCGUUGCUACGCCUUCCUCGGCUGCCAAUGGCAGUGCCGUCGCAGCCCCUGUCAUGGGCACGUUCCACGUCAGCCAGGCUCCCUGCGCGCACGCCGUCAUUGACGGCUCGAAGACAACGACCAAGUCGCCCUUCGCGCGAAGGCGGAGGAAGGUUGGUGGCGAGACUUCGUCGCAGACGUCGAACAAGCGCCGCUCGUCGCUGAACACGACGACGACCGACCCCUUCUCGCCCGUGCUCAAGAAGACGCGCUACUCGUCGAUCCCUGGCCACCCUCGGUACAUUGCCGCGCGCCGUGCCGCUCAGGCUCUCGUCGACCCGCUCGACCGCGAGUCGACGCCGUCGGACGACGAGCCCGCAUUCUCGCUCGAGGACAUUAUGGACGCCUCGAUGCUGCGGGUCAACGACAUUGACUCUGGCGACGAGUCGACGGACAAGCAGGAGGACUCGCGCCACAUGUUCCGCUUUGACAAGGUGCCAGUGUCAAUGUACAUGCGGCGCAACUUCAACUCGUCGGGCAGCAAGCGAAGGCACGUCGAGCCUGACUCGAUGCCGCUGUACGCUCCUGCGCGGGGCGCUAGUCGGACGACACUUGCCGAGACGCUCGCAGGCCCAGCUAACCGCAUGCUGAUCUCGCCGAUGCUCGCGCCGCAGCAGGCUGCAGUCUAUGACGAGGCGUCGAGCCGCAAGGACCGCCGCCGCGCGCGCAAGGCGGGUGCGGAUAUUCGCCCGCUCGCCAUCUAA
Molecule: messenger RNA, 2316 nt
Organism: Trichosporon asahii var. asahii CBS 2479
Lineage: Eukaryota; Fungi; Basidiomycota; Tremellomycetes; Trichosporonales; Trichosporonaceae
Exons: 3
Coding region: 1-2316 (771 amino acids)
Source: RefSeq, a predicted model, not a curated record